Messenger RNA from Arabis nemorensis, 795 nucleotides. The record is from the annotation of a GenBank genome assembly. NCBI's taxonomy places the organism in Eukaryota, Viridiplantae, Streptophyta, Magnoliopsida, Brassicales, Brassicaceae.
AUGGACUUAGUGAAGAACAGUGUCUUGAAUGAGGAAGUAAGGAGGAAGUCUAGUCCUAGUUUCUCGCGUUCAGAUGUAAUGGUUUCUGAGUCAAGGGGGAGGAUUUCAUAUAGAGAGCCCAUGAAUAACAAGAACAGGAGUAGGAGCAAAUCUAACAAAUUUGCUAACUUGGAGUGCCAUUAUUGUCAUAAGAAAGGGCACAUGAAGAAGGAUUGUUGGAAGUUGAAAAAGGAUAGCAAACUUGGAAAGAAGCAAGAAGAUGGUGAAGAUCGGGUGAUUGUCACCGAAGAUCAAUUUCUUAUUCUUCUUGAGAGUGAUGCCAUUAAUGUUGCAUGCCAGGACACUAGUUGGGUUGUUGAUAGUGGAGCUACUACUCAUGCUAUAUCGCAGCGGGAUUUGUUCACUACCUAUACUCCAGGUAGUUAUGGUUCUGUGAAGAUGGGUAAUGAUGCAGUGGCCAAGGUUGCUGGCAUUGGUGAUAUUUGCUUGGAGACUAGUGUUGGUACUAGAGUUUUGCUUAAGGGAGUUAAGCAUGUCCCAAAUAUUCGGUUGAACUUGAUCUCUACAGGAAAACUUGAUGAUGAGGGUUUCUAUAGUCUAUUUGGAGGAGGUAAAUGGAAACUCACAAGCAUGGUUAUGGCUCGAGAGGUUGUUCCUUCUACAUCGGUCCACGGUCAGGUUGAGGGUGAUGUUCAUGUUGAUACACCUGGUGCAAAUGCUCCUGCACAUGAUGAUGUGAUCAUGGUGACGAUCAUGGUGAGACACCAACUACUGAGAACCGUCGACAAGGUAUAG